CCAGCGAAGCCCCACUGGCAGCCCCUGCCCUCCAUGCCCACCCCCUGCUAUGGGGCUUCCACCUUCCUGCAGGGAAACAAGAUCUUCGUCCUGGCCCCUGUUGCAAUGCCUGACGGCGUCGUGUUCAGCCUGGGGGGGCUGCAGCAGCCAGGGCCCCACAACUUCUAUUCCCGUCCCCACUUUGUCAACACCGUGGAGAUGUUUGAUCCCGCACAGGGUGAGCUCCAUGUCCCUGGGCGCGUGAGGGAGAAGAGAGCCGACUUCGUGGCCGGCUGCCUGGGAGGAAGAGUGGUGGCUGUGGGUGGCCUUGGGAACCAGUCCUGCCCGCUGGACUCAGUGGAAGGGUUCAGCCUCUCACAGAAGAAGUGGGAGCCGCUGCCCCCCAUGCCCACUGGUCGUUGCUCCUGCUCCAGCUGCCCAGCACCCAGCCUGCUCUUCGUCAUCGGUGGCGUGGCCCAGGGCCCCAGCGGUGCCGUCGAGGCUCUGUGCCUACGUGAGGCACCUUGA
Cariama cristata (Red-legged seriema) is the source of this 507-nucleotide messenger RNA. It is a transcript of the gene KLHDC8B, whose product is annotated as kelch domain containing 8B. Gene Ontology annotation, molecular function: protein binding. The annotation marks the transcript as partial. NCBI's taxonomy places the organism in Eukaryota, Metazoa, Chordata, Aves, Cariamiformes, Cariamidae. The transcript has 4 exons. The record is from RefSeq and is a predicted model, not a curated record.